Amoebophrya sp. A25 is the source of this 3469-nucleotide messenger RNA. The record is from the annotation of a GenBank genome assembly. Lineage: Eukaryota; Dinophyceae; Syndiniales; Amoebophryaceae.
AGCGAAGGUGUAGUUCCUGUAGAUGCUUACAGUUUAGAGAAAAAAUCUAGUGACCGUAAUUGAAUGGAUGCGCAACCGCGUAGUUCCACACCUGCUAAACAUAAAGAUCAAAGAUCAAGAUGCGCGUCGCCACCUCCACCUCACCGCAGAAGGUGAAGCAGCACAUCCCUUCUUCAGGUGACCGCAAACUGAGCGUCCAAAUCGUGGACGCGCAAGGCUUACAGACCUUAGCCCCGCAUCCGAUCCGCAUACGACUACAGCUAGUCUGGCCAGAAGAUUUGCUGGGGGAAACAUAUGGGAAUAAAGUGACGCCGUGGACUAGCACUUCUUCAUCUUGUACUAGUUCUAGCACUGUACUAGAGCAGCAUCUUCAACAUCACGGAAAUCUUCUUCGUACGGGUAGUUGUACUAGUACUAGCGGUCCGAGUUGGACUACACGCGGCUGUGUCUUCCCCAUUUCUCCAGAUUUACAACGGAAAGCAGCAGACUUGGUGCUGCGGAUCAGCCUUCAGGUGAACGUUGGCAGUUCUGGAGAUCCGAACAAGCAAGAGGAGUCCAGAGCUACAGUUCGCAGCUACUUUUUCCAUAGAGGUGAGAUACCAGAUGCAGUGCGGGAUCUGGCAUCAACGGAAAUGCGAAAUUUGGAUCGUCUCUUUCAUCAAUACGAUUCGGCGGCUAGUGUGAUAAGGAAGUGGCUAGACUUUGACGACGAGGUGAAGUUUUUCUUGGUGUUACAGGUGUUUAAUCCGCCUCAGAGUGGCGGGGAGUCGACGCAAGAACGUGCGCUGCCUGUGAACAAUCAGAGGACUCCGUAUUUAAGGCUGUGUGCCUAAUAGACAUCUUUGGACGGCGCAUCCUUGAAAUAACGUAUGGAGGAGUAAUAUCCUAGUAAGCGAAUACUCCCCCAUACUUUUCAAGGAUGCACCUGAAAGAUGAACUACAGACAGCUCUAACGUCUAUUGCAUCCGCCAAGAAUAGCGCGUCGUCAUCCUCAACUGCUAGAAGUCUCGUCUUCCCAUCGGGACCGUCAGCAUCAUCUUCUUCAUCGGCUUCAUCAGGAGACGAAGGAGCAAGAAAUAAUGUUGCUAGUACUAAUGGAACAAGAACGAACGGCGAGAACAAGAACACUAGUCGAAACCACAAGCGAUUCGAGAGCACUCUGAUAUCAACAAAAUCAACUCCUUCAGCACUGGACAUGUUAGGUGGCAGCAGGCGGCGAGCAAGUACAACAACAACUUUUGAGCAAGGUAUGAAAAGAAAAUCUGUUAUCAUUAUCAAGUUUCUGAAGUAGAAAUAAGUACGAUAAUGAUAACAGAUUUUGGCUUCAUACAAGGUAUUUGUAUUACACAACAGAGUUGUACUAGUGCUACACCGGUUCUUCUGAGUACUUCUCGUGCUACACCGUCAACAUCUUCUUCAUCGUCUAGUUGUACCGAACCAUCAACAGGGCAACAAAGCAAUCCGGGUUACGGCUUACCAUCCUCCAUUACGCAACCGCAAAGCCGCAACAACUAUGGCGACCACGACCACCACAGCCUCUACUUUAUGGACCAGAAUCCGUCCUUUACCACGACCAGCCCCAGACUUAACAUCUUCACAAUCAACGACAUACCUGAUGAGGAACAAGGUGGAGGUACCAAAGGAGCCAUUAGCAGGAUGUUUUCGAACUUCUUUGCUGCUUUGCCGGAGAUUGGCAUGCCUGUUUACAGCGUUCCCACGUUGACAAUUGGCAGUUCAAACCGACCGGGAGUUGAGGUGUAAUGAAGACUUUUAUACCUGGUACAAGACCUGAUAAUGAACAGAUGACCUACAGGCUAUCUCUCGCAGUAUGUCAUACCCUUGCAGGUUGUAACACUUGGUUUCAGGGCCCUACACUGUUAGGCUGUGCCUUAGUUGUUCUACAGGGGCUAUUGUAAUAUAGUUCCCUCCGAUAGUCGUAGGUUUUGGCCGUUGUGAUACGGUCUUCUUGCUCCCCUGGUAUGUAAGUUUUAUAAAUGAUGUUAUUUAAGUAGUUGAAUGGGAGGUAGCAUGUAGUUCUAUGGAAAAAAAAAAACCUAUGGAAAAAAAAAAAAAACACCUAGCAAUCUGGGGCGAGUGAGGCCCUUGAACUUGAAACUUGAUAAUGUAUGAUACUUGAUCAUGUAUGAGGAUACUUACUCUUUACCAAAUAAGCCUCUAUCAUCUUAGUCAGCAUACUGUAUGGAGAAUGUUUUCUCCCCAAUCCAAAUCCCACAGGACCGCCACGCUCUUCUCCUCGUCGUAUCGGAGUUGGAUGCAGUCUUUCGCAAAAGUGCGAAAAACUUCAACAUGCAUCUCGAACGUUUACAGCCACUGGAGCCAUAUAGGAUAAAAGGCGCCACAGCUGCUUUGGCUAUACCUACAACUUCGAAACUACAGGUGGUCGAUGACGAGUCGCCUUCAAAAAUAGCGACGCAGGGCCCUUCAGCUGCAACUAAUAGUAAUACUAGUACUAGCACUUUUACGACUCUGAUAGAGUUUCUGGAAACGGUGCUGGAAACUUGUUCAUCGACAAGAGGCCCUUCGACAAUGCCGGACAGGGACAAUCUCUCGACCGGAGGAGAAGAUUUGCGACGUCUUGGCGACCGAUUUCGACGAGCGACUACUGUUAUGAAGCGAGACUGUUUUCAAUUUCGAUUUCAUGUUUCUCAUGCUAGGUGUAUAAGUAUACAACGGUCUUCUACCUUAGAUGGGAUAGUUUUUUGUUGUUGAUGGAGGGAUUCCAGUCUAGAAGACAUCCUGAUAUUAUUCGUCUAACCACCACUCCGCAGACGCCGAAUCUCUUUCCGCUCUCCUGGAAUCCGUCACUCUCGAGCAUUCCUUGCUAGACGCCGACUUCAACAAGGUCUUCACGCAACUUCGCGUCCUGGGCAGCGAGUACCAAAGCUUAGCUGGUGAAGUGAAGAGCAGUCGCGUGAGCACGCUGAUUUGUACCAUUGGAACUACGUCUUCUACAUCUGGGGGUUCCUCUAGUACGACCUCGAGCGCUGUUGGAACUGUGGCGCUGAGAGGAAACACAAACAUCGCAUACGGAGACCUGUUCCGAUGGGCAGAGCAGUGUCGAGAAGCAUUACAAAAUAACGACCGACUGCGGUUUAGAGUGGCGCGCUACAAAGAACGCGUCCGGACUGUACAGGAAUUGCUGCAAGACGUAAGGCGAAGGGUGUUGCAGGGACCGCCAGGAUUGCCAUAAACAAUGAAGAGCCUGCUUUCAAAUAACGCAUAUUACGCUAACGCAUCUUCAUAUUCGUGACCAUGGCCAUAAAUGAUGAUCAUCUCCAUGAUUUGUACGACCACUACCUGUAUUCUAGUCCUUGGAUCAUGCUGUCACAUGUUGUCACGCGCGCAACAAAUCCGAAAAACAGAUACAACAGCUAUGUCAAUCCUGCGAAGUUCUUCAUGUAGAACUAGAAGUUCUCCACAUUCAUGUUUGUAGUUGUAGAGAUCAUAG